Messenger RNA from Amoebophrya sp. A25, 313 nucleotides. Lineage: Eukaryota; Dinophyceae; Syndiniales; Amoebophryaceae. The record is from the annotation of a GenBank genome assembly.
GUAGAACUAAAACUAGAGUAGAAAGAUAAACAAUGUGCAAAUAUGUGAACCGCGCAGCCUUUUGUAGCCUUUGGUGGCGCUCAGGUCCCGAUGCGGGAAUCUUAGAUUAUGGAUGAUGUUUUUUGCAUCUAUCAGACCAUCGAGGUUCCCCUUGAGGCUACACCUAAACUUUUUUAAGGGGACGAAAGGGAUAGCCGUGAUGGUCUGCCUAGAUGGAAUAGACGCCAUCCAUGUAGAUGAAAGAACCAAUACGUCGCCCAGCACACUACCCGAGGAGAUCGAUCUUUCUUGUACAAGGCAGGAACAAGAGGAG